Molecule: messenger RNA, 952 nt
Organism: Camarhynchus parvulus
Lineage: Eukaryota; Metazoa; Chordata; Aves; Passeriformes; Thraupidae
Gene: MRPL47
Product: mitochondrial ribosomal protein L47
Exons: 7
Coding region: 37-771 (244 amino acids)
Biological process (GO): mitochondrial translation
Cellular component (GO): mitochondrial large ribosomal subunit; mitochondrial ribosome
Molecular function (GO): structural constituent of ribosome
Source: RefSeq, a predicted model, not a curated record
CCCUGUGCCCCCGGCGCUGUGGGAGGACGCGGGGCGAUGGCGGCGGCCGCGGCCAUGGCCGCGCUGGGCCGGAGCCUCACGGCCGCGCUCCGCCUGCCCCGGGCUCGGCCGGGACUCCCCGGGAUGGCACUGAAUCUGUACCACAAGAACCCACAAAAAAUUGAGAUUCUCCAUCAGGUGAAGUUCCUGCACACAACCGUGUCUCGGAGAGGUCUGGAGGAGUUUUUUGAUGAUCCAGGAAACUGGGGGGAAAAAAGUGUAAAGUCUGGGGAUUCAUGGAAUAUAAAGCAGCUAAGGGGCAAGAGUAGUGAAGACUUGCACAAACUUUGGUAUGUCCUGCUGAAAGAAAAGAACAUGCUCUUAACUUUAGAGCAAGAAUCCAAACGACAGCGCAAGCCUAUGCCAAGCCCAGAGCGCUUAGAAAAGGUAGAAACAUCUAUGAAAAAUAUAGAUUUGGUUGUCAGAGAAAGAGAAAUUGCUUUGAGGCUUUUACAGACGGGCCAUGAAAAGCCAGUCCCUGGCGAGUGGAGACACGACUUCCUGGGACGCACCUUUUGGUACAGUUACAAGGAAUGGCCAAUACCGUGGCACUUGAACAAAAAACACAAAAAGAAGAGAUUCUAUUACUUACCCCAUGUGAAUCACUUCAUCAGACUCAGACUUGAAAAAACCUUACGGAAAAGGGCAAGGCAGCAAAGCCUGGAGAGGACGAGGCGGAAGGUCUUGGAAAGGAAGUUCCCUGACGUUGCUGUGAAAUCCCAGAGCCAGUAGCAGGCUGGAAGAGCACUGCAAGCAACUGGUCAAGUGUCUGUGGAACAUGAAUCAUGUUCUGGAACCACAAACAACUCCACUGAGCAUUCCAGAGAGUCUCCAUCUUUUUCUGUUUUUAAUACCACAUUUGACUUUAAUUAAACUUGUGAUCUGGAAUUAAAAAGCAGCUUUGGUGCCUAAC